Messenger RNA from Lepisosteus oculatus (spotted gar), 8568 nucleotides. It is a transcript of the gene frs3, whose product is annotated as fibroblast growth factor receptor substrate 3. Gene Ontology annotation, biological process: fibroblast growth factor receptor signaling pathway. Gene Ontology annotation, molecular function: transmembrane receptor protein tyrosine kinase adaptor activity; fibroblast growth factor receptor binding. The record is from RefSeq and is a predicted model, not a curated record. Gene Ontology annotation, cellular component: cytoplasm. NCBI's taxonomy places the organism in Eukaryota, Metazoa, Chordata, Actinopteri, Semionotiformes, Lepisosteidae.
UGCUAAUGAACUCUGACCCCUAGACGGGAGAUGUCAAGCCGAGGCCUGUCGCUGCAGUGGGGGGGAGGGGGUAUCGUAAGUGGAAUUCAUUUUUCCCCCUUUUUUAUUUUCUUUUGUUUUCCUUCUUCUUUUUUGAAAGUGCCGAAAUAAAUGUGAGCCAGGCCCAGCGAGUGUAGGCAUUGCAGCGUGCGCAGCCGAGACGGACAGGGCUGCAGCUUCGCUCGGACUGGACUCGCACUGCAAUGUUUCACAUGUAAGAAGAAGUCCUGUUCACCAUGGAAAUGCACUUUGAACCUAUAUGCUCCUGUUCACCAUGACGCCCAGUAGAGGAUUCUGGGAUUGAAGCGGGAUUCUCUCCCACUGAUGGCCUGGACUGGGUGUCAGCUGGUUUGCUGAAGCAAUGGGAAGCUGCUGGAGCUGUCUGUACAGAGACACAAUCCCAGACACCCACCCAACCAAGUUCAAGGUGACAAAUGUCGAUGAUGAAGGCAACGAGCUGGGCUCCGGCAUCAUGGAGCUCACACAGACCGAGCUCAUCCUGCACACCCGCAAACGCGACGCCGUGCGGUGGCCCUACCUCUGCCUGCGCCGCUAUGGCUACGAUUCCAACCUCUUCUCUUUCGAGAGCGGGCGGCGCUGCCAGACCGGGCAAGGGAUCUUUGCCUUCAAGUGCUCCCGUGCCGAGGAGAUCUUCAAUCUGCUGCAGGAGCUCAUGCAGUGUAACAGCAUCAAUGUGGUGGAGGAGCCCGUCAUCAUCACUCACAACAGCCAUGCCCCUGAGCUGGAGCUGCCGCGCACCCCUCAGACCCCCAGCAGUGAGUGGCCACUCCCACGCAGCAUUCGUGCUCCAGCAUACACAGUUCAGGGAUUCCCCAACGGAUACCCAGGGUACCCUGUCAGCGCAGAUGGCUCGUCUCACCCGUCCACCCGGCACCCCUCGCUUGCUGAGGACCACGCCCACGGCUUCAUGGGGCUGGAGGACCAGGCCCACACCUAUGUGAACACUGCCAGCGUGGAAGGAGAUGUCAGGGGCCGGCACUGUGUCCACUCUUUACCCGAGGUCCGGCCAAACCCCUACCCCGAGAGCGCUCGGGGGGGAGGUGGGGGGCCAGGGGGUCACCCUGUGAUCCACUGCUGCCCCCUGGAAGAGCGAAACCCCCAGGUGUUCCUGCAGCCACCUUCAGGGGAGGUGAAGUUUGUGCUGGGACCCACACCGGCCCAGCGCAGGCUCAUGGACAUGGAGAGGGAGGCGCUGGGAAAGCAGGUCCACAUGCGCCACCCGCACGGCCACCUGACGCUGGAGGGGGUAGGCGGGGGUGGCUCGGAGCAUGAGGGAGGAGGGGGCCCCCCGCCCCUGCCUCCCCCACACUCCCACGCCGCCCACUCCUAUCACCACCACCACCUGCUGCAUCGCCAUGGUAGUGCUGCGGGCGAGCACGAGGAGGGCUGUCAGGCUGUGCGGCUGGCCUACGAGAACAUCAACGGGCUGGGAGGCGGGCGCGGCGGUGAGCUGCGCAGGGGGGGCGGGAGCGGGCGGCUGAAGCUGUGCCCGGGCAGCGUCUCCCUCUCGGGAGGGUCGAGCAGUAGCAGCAGUGGGGGGGAGGGCCACUGUCACUCUCGCGCUCUGCCACACUCCCACUCCCUGCCUCAUGCCCUCCCACACGCCCUGCCUGCCCAGGGCUAUAGCUGCGAAAGAGCAGGAGGGGGAGUGGGCAGCGGGCACCGUAAGACGGCGCUGCUGAACUACGAGAACCUGCCCUCACUGCCGCCAGUGUGGGAGUACCGCGCCCUGCAGCGAGAGGAGGAGCAGGAUGAGGAGGACGACGAGCAGGAUGAGGAGGACUAUGAGGAGGAGGAGUAUGACGAGUACUCGGAGGACCCCGGAACGCCCAACGGAUACCACCAGGAUGGAGGAGGGGAUGGACGCGAUGUCAUGCGCAACUAUGUUAACACCGAGCGUGUGCAGCCGGGCGUCCGCAGGCCGGCGUGCCCCCCAAGGGGGCAGCACAGAGCCGACUGCCAUGUAGGGGGUGGCGGCGGAGUCUUCAGCUUUGACUUCCGCAGAGGAGGCGGGGUCGGGCGUGACCUCUCCCAGCAGCGGCAGCUCAACUACAUCCAAGUGGAUCUGGAUGGGGAUUCGGAGUGUGGGAACCCCCAGCAGCAGCAUCAAAAGCCUGUGCCCAUUGGCACUUCCCAGCCACCCCGGCACAGUGAGUUCUAUGCCGUGAUCGAUCUGAAGAAGACGGCAGCUAUGUCCAGCCUGCAGAGGGCACUGCCCCGCGAUGACGGCACCUCCCGAAAGACCAGGCACAACAGCACCGAUCUGCCGCUGUGAGGAGAGAGAGAAAGGGAGGAGGAGAGGUUGAGAGGUCAGAUGGGCUACACUUGUUUCCUGUCUCCGAGCCUCUCCAGAUUUCCCCUCAAUAGGUCACCUCCUUUUCCCCCUCAUCCAGAGCCUGUUUUUCCCAUCUGUUUCCUGCUCAUCCUCUUCCUUGAUUCAUCCCCCUGUGUGUCCCUCUGUGAGUGUGGGAACGAGGGGCUCUGUGUAUCUGUGGCCCUGUUGAGGCAGUUGGACUGAGCUGCCUGUGACUGAGACACUUGGAUGGCAGGAAAUCGGAUGAAACUAAUAAAUAAAUUUGGAACUUCUUAAGGGUUCGGCUGAAACUAGCUGGCCCACGGAAGAUUUGCAUCUGGUAAGACACAUUUUUUUGCAUGGCAGCAGCUCCUGGAAAAAAGUCUUGCCAGCUGCCAGGGCUUUGGCAGGGCAGGUUCCUCAGCUGGCAGGGUUGCAGGCGCUGUGAAUUGUGAUUGAUGCACCUUCCAUCAAGACUUGCACAUUUCGCAAGAUGCAGUUUCCUCUUUUCAUUCGUCCUUUUUGAGCAGGGGGUUUCCUGCAAUCAGUGUCCCUUUCUUUCAGCCAUAGGGUGGUUCCGUCUCAGACAGUGAGCUGAGGAGGCCCCAUUUGGUGCCUUUUAAGGUGCCAUAAAUUUCUGAUAAUAUUAUUUCAAAGUGUCUGAAACUAGAUUUUAGAAGUCUUUUAUUUCCACCUUAUCUUUUAUGUAAACUAAAACUUCACACCAUGAAACAGACGGUGCAAAGUAUUUCUGUCUUGAGUGAUUGCACAUUCAGGAUGUAUUUAUUGGCCUCAUACUUUUGAAAAUAUAAAACUAUGACACAGACUUUAUGCAGGGAACGUGGUUAUUCCGGUGUAAAGGAAAAAGUUGUGUGUGCCAAAAGAAGGGGCAUAGGCUUCUUUAACAAAACCAAAUUGAUCAUAGAGGCACCAUGAAGAGUGAAGGGCCUUUUUAAUUAACCUCACAGAAAUGACCCUCAUAUAGUGCCACUGCCUGAGGUGGAGCAAAUGGAGUUUAGAGCUGGGUUGCACAUGUUUACACUGAGUGGGAGCUGCUGUCCUGUGGCUGAUGGUGCCGCAAAAAGGGUAAACAAACAUACAGUUAACAAAUACGCAUUGAAUUGUAAAUGCGGGUCCUGUAGUCUGGAAUUUGACCUGGGUCCAGCCCCAAGCUCUGCAGAGGAAUAUGGUCCUGCAUCAGAGCCAGGUUGUUGGACACAGUCUUUUAAAUUUCCGAACCCCGAUGUAAACUCUGGGCAGUUCUCUCAGGCACAUAGAGAUGUAACAAAAGAAAAGAGGAUUCUGCAUCUUAUGCCAUUAGUUACCACACAACUCAAGCUGAUAGCACCAUUUCAUUAUUAGAAGCUACUAAAAGGAAAGGCAUUUAUGCAUGUCUUUUCUCUGAAGGUGCCAAAUCUAUUUACUGUACACAGUAUGUAAGUAUGUUGAAUCCAUGUGCCAUUAUAUAGUAUUGGGAUGUGAGGGCUAAGCAUCGAAUCCAAAAAGAGAGAAUAAGUCUCAACUGUGAAUGAGGGUUUUCCUUCUUUCAAAUCAAUAGCGUUUCAAUUUGUUUCAAAUCCCUGUUGAGCCUUGGGGCAUCAGGAAUGUUGCAGGACCUGAUGCCUCUCUCAGGGCAGGAGGGUUGUGUAGGAAUCCAAGUCUGGAACAGGCAGGGGUGAUUUCUGAAGGGCAAUAUCCAUAAUGCACAACACUCGUGUUAUCAAGUGAAAUGUUACUUUCUCUGCGGUUUUUCUUGGCCUUUAGGUUUAGAGCAAAUUGAACUGUUUUAGGAAAAUAAUGAAAUAGGAAUUAAUUAUAAAUGUAUAGAUUGUAUAUUUUUUCAGAGGAACUUUAAGAUCAAUUAUUUAGAAAACAGGAAUUCAGCUUUAGUUUAGAGCUUUAUUGUAACAGCUUAGUGCCAGGUUCUUAUCAGGGUGGCUCUGAUGACCCCAGUGAUCUUAAUCCGGGUUCCUGUUGGAUUUCUAUAAGCCCAUCUUGCCAAUGGUAUGUGUGACCUUUGGCUUGUAUGUUCCCCUGAGUGACAGAGCAUGAGAUUGCUCUGUUUGUCCCCCCCCACACCUCAUCAGGAGAGCCACUAUCCACAUCAGCACUGAAACCCAUGCGCUGAACCCCCCCCCCGUCACACUGCACAGUGACUGGCUUUCCACACCCAUCGUUGUGCCAUUGAGAUGCAGCAGCUAUGCAGAGUGCUUAAUUUCUGGAGUUUGCCAUUUUUUUCAGCAUUUUAUCAGAUUCAUACAGUUUGGGGAAAGUUACUUUUAUAAGAGAUUACUUUUAAAGUGAUCAAGAAGUUAGGUGAAAAAAGUAUCUGUGUACUGUGUGUCCAGUUAUUUGUAAAGUAAUGUAUUAAUUCUUAAAAGCAGUUUCCCUCAGUUUUUUUAGCAUAUGAAAAAAGAAAUCCUGUACACUAGUAACUUGUAAGUGUAAAGGUAGUGCUUUUUAAACUAACUUUUGCCAAAAUUGGAUUCACAAUGGUGACUAGAAACCUGUAACUUUUUCAUUUGUCAUCCUAGAUCUCCAGAGUACAGCAUGGGAGGUCCAGAAAGAAGCACUUCAGUAAACUAGGUCUCAGUGCCUGGGCUCUGGAGUGGAAGGUUCUUGAGGAUAGCAAUCUUUUUGAAAGAAAGAUCUGCAGCAGUGUUUAGGAAUGGCUGGGAUCGUGGUGAAAGGACAGGAGUGCUUUCUAUGAAACUAGCACAAAGCAGCCUUAUAACCCCAAAGAUUGUGACUGAAUGGCAAGCUUUAUGGAGGGCAGGGUGGCUGUGCUUCUGCAGGAAACCAGCCUUCCCUGUGUCACCCUGUGUGUUCUUUCUUAGCCUGGGAGCUGAGCUUGGGAAGUCUGUACAGACAUGUACAUAUACAUAUGUAUAUCUGUUUGUAUACAUACUAACACACAGUGGCAUGUCUGCUGCUAUGAAUGUCUGAAUACAUUUGCAAAUUAGGCCAAAAGUAAGAAAAAUGAGUUAUUGCAAUUUAAAAGUUUUAGUUUAAAACUGAGUCAGUUGUUCCAGCUUUGCUCUCCAGCUGAGAAAACUCAGGGCCCAUUCUUUGCCUUCACAUAUCACUGUUCUGUGCCAUAGCAAAUAGGUGCCAAGGCAUUGCCCUGUCCCCAGGGUGCUGGAUUGGUAUGGGAGGAGGGGGAUGACUUGUCUUGACACAGAGGGGACAUGUGUGUGCUGAUGAAAGAGACCUUUGAUCUCAGAGGGUGAAUCACAAAAUGCUUUUCGCUCAUCCUCUGCCAUGAUGCCCGUGUGAGCAUCAGUGCUUUCUUUCCAGUGCAGUUGACCCUGGGGAUUAAAGUUCACUUCAUCACCUCUCAAAGUGCCAAGGUGUUACUGGGUACUGUAAGCAACACCUUAUGUGUUAAAAUUGUAUUUUCAUUUGCUCUUAAACUUUUCCUUUGCCAAGCAGUGACUGUUUCUCAGUCGCAGGCUCUCGAAUGAUCCGUGUCUCAUGUGGGAUGAAGGGGCAGGGUGCCUUGGUGCACCCUGGUGUGUGAUGCUGGGAAAUGUGUUGUGGCUGGGGGGCUGACAACGGUGUAGCCAGCACCCUCUUUAUCAGUGAGCAGGGUGAGCUCACACAGGACUGAUCGUGCUUAGGCCUGCCUCCUGUAAAGGUCACAUAACACUUUUUUCAUUUCUGGAUGACUUCAUUUGCACAAAGCUGAUGCCUGCCUGCCUUCAUGCUAUAAUAUUUCUCCCUCUCCCUCCCAUCCCACCACCUCCCAGGAGACAUUUAAAAAACAGGAAACACGAAAACACGCAGAACUCCAUUAGAUGAGUCUAUUUUUUUGUGAUCUGUGAAGUUAACAGAAAAUGUAUCAAGCUUCAUAUGUUUAAUCUCUGUGAUGUGUUUUCAUGAGCCUGCUCGUGGGAUGUGAUGUUUUGUUUGGGGUGGGACAGAAAGAGGCUGUGCCAAAUUUACUUCCUCAUUCCAUUUUGCCUAACAUUGUAAGGUGUUUACAGGAAGUGACUUGCUUUCUGAAAAAUGGGAAUCUGUUCCCUGUGCUGAGAAUGGUUCGGGUGUUGCUGUGCAUUCAACCUAGGAUCACAACCAGACACACCUCCUUUCUGAAGGAGUUCUCUGUUCUCCCAUCUCUGUCUGUCAAUGGCUGCUUCGCCUGGUAGCAGAUAUUCCCAGUUUUUCAAUUUGUUUUAGGAACAUUCCAUUAGGAGGUUUUAGUGGCCUUUAUUGCCUUUGGGAUAAGUGUUGCCUGCUGUCUUUGGCUGUUACUUUGAUGAUUAUGCAAACCUUUGAGAAACAAGGCUUGUACAGUAUACAUUUUAUGUUAUGCAAUACUUUUGCAGUUUUUAAAGGUUUUAUUUAAUGAUGAUUUAAUAACUAUUGUAAUCCAAAAUGGAUUUAAUUUGUAACUUUUUUCCCAGAGUGGAAAAUGUAUAAAUGCCGUGUGUGUCAGUCUGUCUCCUUCCCUGUUGCUUGUACGGGGAUCUUUCAGAAAUGUGUUUUAAUUUUAGGAGCAUGGGUGUUUCUUCUUCAUAUUCCAGAUUGGGGAUAUUUGGUACCAGUGUUGCCUCCAUGUUUUUGUAAUUAUUUAAGUUCUUGCUACCACCCCAUCAACCCCCACCCCCCUGUGUGCAGGUAGGUUAACACUACGCAAUUUUGGAAGACUGCUCUGUCGGAUGGUUAAUGUUUACAGUCCCAUUUCCCCUUGCUCUGUCUUGUGCAUGCACUUGACUUUCCGUUGCUUAUACAGUAUAUAUAUAUUUUUAAACAUUUUUUGUUUGUACAGUUGCAUGUUCUUGUUGGUACUGAAUUGUUUGUUAGCUGUACAUAUUUGCUUGUGUACUUGUCUGUUUUGUCGGUCUGUCCUUCAGUCACUACUAUUGUGGGAACAUUCUUUAACCUAAGGCAAGUCUUAAAUCGUCAGAAUCCUUUGGGUGUCCGCGGGGGGACUGAGAGCUCUCAGGGUGUCAUGCACCACAAUGUCAAAAACCUCUUUGAAUGUAUCUGAGGGGCAGCUGGGAGAAAGAGCUCGAGUCCGGCCCACUGAGAGUCCUGGCUCUGUUCUCUCCAAGUGAACUAAGCUCCUGAGCAGUGCAGUGUGCACUCUGGUGGUCAUAUUGCCUAGAAAGAAAAAGCAAAAUUUAGUUAUACGUUGAUUUUAAAUCCAUUUAGAAUAGUAAUGGAGUUUGGGCCAAAAAGCAAGAACACUAGCAGGACCAGUGGAUUUGGAAGGGCAUUAGUCUAAAAGCUUAUGCAUGUGGGUUCUGUGUAAAACACUGUUAAGUGUACAAGUGCAUUUGAGGUUAAUCAAAAGCUUAAAUGUUAGAGGAAAAAAUACUAACUGAGUCAGUUUCUUGUUUUUCUUGAUUCGACAAUUAGUGGAAAAUUUUGUAGUUCAUUUACUUUUCUCUGUGAAUGUCUUUCAUUUUGACCACCUAACAAAAAGUCAAGAAACAUCGUUAUCAGCAUUCUCCUAAGGGUGUUGCGAUGGCUUCUUUGGAGAGAGUUGUAUCCAGAGGAUUGUGGUUCUCAGUUGGUACUGGAAAACAGCAUUUACCAAGCCUGUGCCCUGUUCUCCUCCCACUGACUCUGUCGUGCCACUUGCCCAGCGUGAGUGCACCUUGAUAAUCUGUACUUGCCAACUAUUCUGUGGGCAUAGCUUCAGUAGACAAAAAUGCUUUUUUAAAACGAUGUGCCAUCUUGCUGCUUCAGUCUUAAAAUUUUUUGUUUGAGUGUGAAGUGUUGGCAAGUACGAGUUGACUUUGUAUUACCUUUAUUUCGGAGAUGUCUUCUGUUUUUGUAUUUCUUUGGGUACUUCAGUAGAAUUUUGUGGUGUAGAUUUGUGUUAGACCCUUUGUAUGAGGUGUAAGCCCUUGCAGAUUCCUGGAGCAAAAGUUUGCCAACCCACCUGUGGGGAACCAUGUGAUAUAGCAACAGCAGCAGUCCAGCUGGAUGUGGUAAAGAAACAGCUGCACCAAGCAGACUGCAUGUUUUUAUCUAUGAUGUUUUAUAUUUGAAAAUGCACUGAGUUCAUGUUGUCAGACAUACAACACUAAGGAAUACAAAACAGUGGCUUAUGCUGUUGAUAGCUGGAUAGGAAAAUGCGUAGUGUUUGCUAUAUUCUGUAGGGAGCAGCAUGGUGGCAGAGUGGUUAGUCUUGCUGUCUUGCAGCACUGGGUCCCUGGGUUCAGUUCUGGAGUUGGAGUGCUAUCUGCGUGGAGUUGGUAAGU